UGUUUGUAUUGGAGUCGAUCGAGCAUUUUAACUUCUCAACACCUCAAGGCUUUAAUACAACAAGUGCUGAUAAUAAUGAAAGUUAUUUUACCAGUUAUUACAGUUAUUUUACAAACCUCAGCAAAAUGCUUCUUUGAGAACUGUGGUUGUUCUUGAAUUUCACACCCCUUCAUUUGGAACAGCAGGUACGUUACUCGGUUAUGUUGAGGAGGGGAAGAGGUGUCCUCACCCACAGGAAACAAUCUUCACAGUUGGACCAUCUGUCACAAUGCUGCAGGCUGUACUUUUCUGGCUUUUCCUGCUUCGAGUCCAGUCCAGUGUUCCUCCUGUGUUCGUCCAGAAAGGCAAAGACGUACUUCUGGAUGUCAACAAUGUGCCUGAAGACUUUACUAUAUUUGUAUGGAAACUGGAGAAAGAGAAUUCGAUUUUAGUCACGUUUUAUCCUGGCGGCAAUUCAAAAAUCUCUAAAGCUUACACUGGAAGGAUUGAUCACCCUGACAACAAGAAAUACUCUGUGAUACUGAAAAACCUACAAGAGACAGACAGUAGAGUUUAUACUGGACGACUGACAACAGACGAUGGCGACUCCACAUUAGUCCAACACAACAUCAUAGUUCAAGAUGUUGUGUCUCCCGUCCAGCUGGAGGUGAACUCUGUAUCAAACAGCUCACACUCCUGUAACGUCACUCUGACCUGCAGCACGGCCGACUCUCACAUCAGCAGCACUUUCAGAUGUAUCGAUCAAAAAUGUGAUCAGGAUGGAGGGAAUCAAUCAGAGAUCACAAACUCCAGCUCUACUCUGCAAGUCUACUUGUUGGAUGUUACAGUGAUCUGUAAACACAGAAACCAGGUCAGCUCGACUGAAGACAGGACGGAUAUUCAACAUGCCUGCUCCCAGCCGUUCGUUGAUAAACAGCCUCGUAAACAUGACAAGAUUUGGAUUGCUGUUGGAGUUUUUGUUUCCUUCGUAGCUGUUGGGAUUUUGGGAGCUUAUUUCUAUCGUAAGAGAAAUGCAGAUCAUGGUGUGAUACAAGAUAACACAGUCUACGCAGUUCCAGUGGUCACUUCCUCAUGUGCUGCUCAUGAUGCUUGCCUGUCCUCAAACAUCCUACUUUGGAUGAUGAACCUAAUCAGAAAACCGGUGUCCUGUCAAUCUGCCUGUUGCUAUGUGCCGCCUUAUGGUUGAAACUCCAGAAAGUCAAGCUGCGUCUCCAGAUACUGAUGAGACUUCAGGUCUUUCUCCAGUUUGCACCUACAGUGAGGUGGGGCCUCACAGCGGCCCGUCAGCUGCUGCUGAGACCAAAGACAAGCCUGUAAUUGAGAGUGUGUAUGCACAGGUACAGAAGCAUCCUGGACCAUGAAAAACCUUCUAUAGAUAUAUUAGAUUUUUUUGAGUUGAGGGCAAACCACAUUAACCCCACAUGCACACUUCAUGUUCAGUUUUAAUGCACCACAGUUGGGGAUUUGCAGGGCAGUGGGGGUUUGGCGGCUGGAGGAGUGGGUGGACCCCCCCCUCCAGGUGGGCCCCUCCCCCCUCUGAUCUUGCAGGAGACUCAGGAGCUUGUCCUUGCCUCCUGUCCCCUGGGUUCAGGAGAUUUUGAAAAUCUUCCUUCCACCUGAGGAUGAGGUUAGAGGAUGUCCUUCCUCGCUGAGCACAGCUCAGAUCAGGUGAAACAACACAGUCGAUGUUUGACUUGAGACCAAAGCAGCUCUGCUCCCAUGAACACUCACGAGCAUCUCUGUGUUCAAGCAGGAUGUUUGUUUUGGAUGAUGCAUGUGAAGGACAGAAGUAUAACAACAACUUGCUGCUUGGCUUCAGAUCGGUCCGGCCAUUCCUCCUCAUCACCCCCUCCCUGGUUCCGCAGUCGUUCGCAGAAGUUUUGUAUCUGCUGGGAAACAUUGAUGGUUGUUUUUUUUCUUUUUACUGUGCAAGAGUCCAUAUCAGGAAACAUCUGCAUUUCAGCCGUUUCUCUUCCUGUAUCUAACUUUGAGUAUAGAGAAGUGAAGUUGGACAUUUGGGGAGGUGAAGCUUGAGUGAGGUUUCCGGAACGGAAGAGAAGUUUAAAACCACUCCCCUUCACUCUUCUCACAGUAACAGAAAGAAACACCGUGUGCUGAAGCUUUCCUACAUCUUAUCUGAUAAAAUAUGCACUGUGUAGAAUAUGUUGUUUGAAUUUUAAUAUACAGCAUUUCAACACAAAGGCAGCAUGAUUGUUACAUUUUGGCCUGGCAUUAACAACUGUUAAAAAAAUGGAGUGAAAUAUUCUCUAAUAACAGAGAGUUAAUUUGACAGCAAAUGUCUUAAAAAAAUGUUUUGUCAACUUAGUUUUUUUACAUAAUUAUUUUGGAACUGCUUGUUAUUUUUUAGUGAAUGUGAUUCUGAGUUUUUGUUUAUUUCCUGCGUGUUUCUGCAGACGUGUCAUGCUGCAGUUAUGCAACGGGCUCCGUUAUAGAAACAGACGAUACAAGGCUUUGACCAAUAAGAACACAAGUUUAACAACAACUUAUAAAUCUAACAUUUAUCCAUCAGGGUCUCUGUGACUGAAACAGAUAAAACCUCCACCAACCUUGGAGAAAAGUAUUAGUUGAAUCAAAACUAAUUUUCAGGACGAGGGGACAGAGUUUAACCUGGGUGGGGCUUGAGAAUGUGAUGGAAAUGAAAGCUGCUAUGAAUGUCCUUUAAUAUUUCAACUAGAAAAUACUUGAACUGUUCCUCCAGUGUAGUGCCGUGGUCCAGUCUCAGGAGUGUAUCACUUCUUCAUUUGGCCAGUGGUGCUCUGGAGGUUACAGAAAUCUGUUUGGAGGUUUACAGGUUCAAAUGUGGCUUUUUGCUGCUUUUUGAGUUUCAUUGACUUUUCAUGACACAGUGAGGCCUGAUGACUUUACGGAAUGAUUUCCAUCACUGUGGAUCGAAGGCAGUGUUCGGGGGAAGCAUGGGGCGGGGCCAGGUUUCACCUUACUCAGUGUAUUUCAGCUCAACCGGAAUUGAGGGGAGAAAGAAAUAAAUAGCAUCAAACAGUCAAAGUGUUUCCAAACUCAGCCAAUAUGAGUGUAUAUAGAAUACAGAGGAAUUCUUCCCUUGGCUUCACAGGUUUGCUGUUAACCUUAUUCUAAAACUUUGUGUUGCUCCUGUUACUAAUUUCUCUUUCAAAAUGUGUGAAAGCAAUGCUCUUGUUUGUGAAUUCUAUUUUCAUACCGUUAUUUAAGUUUCUUUCUGCCAAUGCUUCAACUCAUUCGACACAGUAAUAAAAAGGUUGCUUUUCCCACUGAGUGUUUUUUUUCUAAUGUAACACCAGAGAUCCAAAGCAUGAAAUCAUGACAAAUGAGUAACAGUACAUUAUUUCAGGCUUAAUUAGGCUUUAUUGAAGUCAACAAAGUGCAGACUACAUACUUAUGAGGUGCAUGUUUAUUUUACAGGGGGUUUGGUGAUUGUGGCUCAUGCUGAUUUCCACUUUUUCAGAUAACAAUAAAAAGAAGAAAAAAACCCCUCAUACAAUCUGAUGAAUCUGAUGAAUUUUUCCAUGAAUGGCAACCAUUCAGAAGCCAACACACUUUUCUCAGUGUAAUAUUGUUUGUUUUUCACUGUUUGAACUUUAUCUUGGAUUCUUUUUUUAUUGUUAAAUUCCAUAUUUUCAUCAUAUUCUUCUCUUAUUUUGUGUUUAGCUUUUUUUCUGUUCACUUUAUGUCCUUUUCACUGCUGUCAUUCUGUAAAUUUCCCUGCUGUGGGACGAAUAAAGGAAAUCUGAAUCUGAAUUUUAGUUUCUCCAAUUGCAAUUUCCUCGAACAUAAUUUUAUUGAUUUAGUCAACCCUCUGAGGCAUCAUCAGUGAAAAUACAAGAAUGAUCAGUAUUAGAAAGAGCACUACUCACAAAGAUGUUUCCU
Molecule: messenger RNA, 3882 nt
Organism: Salarias fasciatus (jewelled blenny)
Lineage: Eukaryota; Metazoa; Chordata; Actinopteri; Blenniiformes; Blenniidae
Product: SLAM family member 5-like
Exons: 7
Coding region: 269-1186 (305 amino acids)
Cellular component (GO): membrane
Source: RefSeq, a predicted model, not a curated record